Molecule: messenger RNA, 768 nt
Organism: Aspergillus pseudotamarii
Lineage: Eukaryota; Fungi; Ascomycota; Eurotiomycetes; Eurotiales; Aspergillaceae
Exons: 1
Coding region: 1-768 (255 amino acids)
Source: RefSeq, a predicted model, not a curated record
AUGGACAAAACUUCUAACCACCAGCUCAAAAGGGCAACAACGUCCUAUCCCUCAAACCGAAUACUCAACCGCCUCCUCUUUCUCUGUGGCCCGCUCUCCCAGCUCCUCUACCUCAUCUUCUUCAUCCUCGCCGACUUCAUCCCGCCUAUUUCCCCCUCUCUCCCCCCGCAAGAGAUAGCCACCCACUUCACCUUCCACGCCCGCGGGAUCAAAGCAGGCACAUACCUUAUCUCCUUCGUUGGCAUAUUCUGGCCACUCUACGGAAUAGCAAUCCACAACCAACUGUCGCGGAUGCCGAACGUCCCGGGUACGCCACUAAUCCUACAACUCGUGAACUCGUCCGCGCUGGGCAUUGUUUUUAGCCUGAUUGCCAUGUUCUUUGCUGCGGCAGGAUAUCGAUCAGACCGGGAUCCAGCGAUCACACAGCUGGCUCAUGAUCUUGCCUGGUUCUGUUGGGGGUUUUGUGCAGGCCCGCUUGCUUUGCAGUUUUUGGCUGUUGCGUGGACUAUAUCGUGCUCAUCAUUCUCCGCGUCUUCCACUGUUCUAUUCCCGCGCUGGGUGGCAUAUACAUCACUGGUUUUUCCAGCAUGGCUCCUCGUUCCCUUCGGGGCGCAUUUCGUGCAUGAUGGGCCUUUUGCAUGGGAUGGGGCGUUGUCGUUCUGGGGGUUAUGGAUAACAAGUGUGGUUACAUUUGGUCCUGUGGAUUAUUUUGUUUGGAGGGCGAUAGACAUGGAUAGCAUAGGAGAAUAUGCCGCCCAUAUCGACUAG